Molecule: messenger RNA, 1165 nt
Organism: Dinoponera quadriceps
Lineage: Eukaryota; Metazoa; Arthropoda; Insecta; Hymenoptera; Formicidae
Product: DPH3 homolog
Exons: 3
Coding region: 126-809 (227 amino acids)
Biological process (GO): protein histidyl modification to diphthamide; transcription by RNA polymerase III
Cellular component (GO): RNA polymerase III complex
Molecular function (GO): metal ion binding
Source: RefSeq, a predicted model, not a curated record
AAAGUGAUCUAUGACAAAGAAGCUUUCGCCUCCAAGCAGGAAGAGUUCGCGAAGAACGAGGAGAAGGAGUUGGUAGCGCAAGAAAGUUAACAAUCGCUUGAAAGGAUACAAAUUACGCAGGAACAAUGGCAGGGCGCGGUAGAGGGAAGCCUACCAUGUCCUUUGCCACCGAGCAGUUAGGCGUCACCAAGGGGGAACUACCAGCGCAGGUUUUGCAACCUCCGCUAGCUUACCCUAUAUCAGACCUCCACAUUUCAAGCUUCGAGUCAACCAAUGAGAUUGAUUACUUGGUAGAGCUGAAGAGGGACUUCGCCGAGUACAUGCGGGACUCGCAGAACCACGUAAUGCCGGAUGUGCCGAAGAAGGAUAUCGAACGGUACUCGGACCAUUAUCAGGACACACUGACCGCGAAUUUGGAGCAGGAGUCCAAGCACGACUGGAGCAGAAUGCCGACGGAGUUGACACCGUCGUUGAAACGCAAAGCUGCCAACAGUCCGAAGGUAAGGAAGGCCAAGAAGAUAAAAUUAGAAACGAAAAGGAAGAGACGAAGAAUCGAGGACGAGAACGAGGAAAACAAGCAGGCCGACAAGGUGGAGCAGCAGAAGGACACGAAGCAGGCGCAAGGCGCCCUGGAGAAGGAGAUCAAGGAGGAAGAGGAGGACGAGGAGGAAAACUCGGAAGAGGAGAUAGAACAGUACGAGGUGGACGAGGAGAUGGACGACGGCACCGACUACGUGAACAAUUACUUUGACAACGGCGAGGCUUUCGACGACGAGGACGACAAUCUCGAAGACGGGCCUAUUUAUUAAUCUCGGUGACGGUCGAUGUCGUAGUCGGGAUUCGAACACUGACACGCCAGCCGCACACAUAACUCAAUGCCGUGUACGAUGUGUAAAGUUUUUCUUUUAUUAUGCAUCAUCUCAUACGCCGUUAAUUGUAUAUAAUAACAUUGCCUGGACAUGAAGAUCGAUUGGUGCGCGAGUAUUACACUGGGGACAAAGGUCGCUCGCGUGGCUCACUGGAAUAAAUGCAACCCGAAUGUAAUGCACGGUAGAACUUCUGUGUCUCUUUUCCUAUUUAUGCGCAGCUGAGGACGAAUUCUCUCUUCGGUGACACUGUUCCUUUCGCCCCCCUUCGUUACGUGAGAGCACGGGGGACCGGGGGG